AGCGGAAGUGGGAGCUGCUUCCGGCUGCUCCGCGGGCGGCCAUGUUGGAGCGGCGGCGGCAGCGCAGCGGCGGGUGCGGGUCUGGCGGCGGCCGGUGUCAAGGCUUGUUUUUCCAGUAAUUUGGACCAUUUUGAAGCACUCACUUGACUAAUGCCAUGAAUAUUGCAGUGAACAAUGUGGAAGAAAAAGCAGUCCAUUCCUGGUCAAGAAUUUCCUCUGCAGGACAGAAAGUGCUGGAGGAAUCCCUCCGAGUCUUUAACCCAAUGUCCAAGGACCUUUCUGACACAGAGACCCAGCUGGUGGCCUUCAUUCAGAGCCUGAAGGAGGAGGGCUACCAGCCCACAAUCCUGAGGAGUAAGGAUGUGUAUGGGUACAGCUCAUGCACAGCAGACACACCCAGUCUCACAAAGGAGAGCAUCCAGCACAGCUGCACCGAUGCCGCCGAGCCUGCUGAGGGGCCGGCUGGGAACGCCGCGGCUGCGGCCAAGCGGCCGGCUUCGCCCACCCGCCUCUCGCUGAACUCUGCGAAGGUCUCUGCUCGGCCAGUCUCGAAAGGGGAUUCCACAAAUCUCCUCUUGAGCUCCUUGAAGCAGAGAAGAUCUGGCACAUCCAAGGCCGCGUCAGGGGGCUACCCUACAGGCACUUAUCCUGACGUGUACCCAGCCAUGAGACUGUCAGUGGUUCUGGAAGCCCUGGUGCCGCUGAAAACUACCACGCCCUGUGUGGAGUCCAAGUACACACGAGGGUGUGUUGGGAUCUCGCCUUCAGACCUUAAGCUCCUCAAGGCUGCCAGUCCACCAAGGCAGUUUUCUUCAGGCAAGACCGCUAAAGUAACAGAAGGUAAGGGGUACAGGCAUUUGAUAAAGAAAGCACCAGAUCCUGCCACCCUUGCUUUGAAUCUUCUGAAGGGACCAAAGGGUGGUGUGCUGCAGGAGAGCAAUGCUUGCAAAGCCUCGGGAGUCCUCAACGGGAGAGUCACAGGCAGCUCGUCCCAAGGCUGCACCACAGCACAGCAAUCCCGGGCCUUGAAAAUCAAAGAUAAGGAAGCUCUGGUGGGGAAAACUGAGUGGAAGGACAGCAGCACGUACCGGGAGAGCGUUGGGCGAAAGAAGAGAAGAGCUGCAGAGGCAAGAGAGGCACCACAGAGGAAAAAAGCAAACACCGUUCCUGUCAGGAGCAAAUCUCGACGAGCUCAGAGCACUUUGAACCUGCUGAAAUUCCAGGCCAUCAAGGUGGGCAACUCUUCCUCUGAUGAUGAAGUGAGAAGGAAAGCACAGAAGAUCCUUAGGGUCAACCUGUCCCCUGUGAUCCGAAUUCAGCCCUUGUCCCACGCUCACAGCGUCCCCUGAGUUUCUUCACUCGGUCACUUUUUUUUGUGAGUACAUAAAUACAAGCCUGGCACCAGAGUGUGGAGACGUUUAAGAGCGAGUCUGGAUCUCUGGUGCCUAGUGAUGAUAUGUCAACUCACCUGCAGACAGAGCAGCCUGCUCUGAUGCUGUUUCUGCCUGUCUACCACUGCUCUGCAGAACUGACUGCAGACCUGCAAAGUCUGCUCAGGAAGGUGGCAUGGUGACUGUCACCCACGGCAAGCUGAGCAGGCCGGAGCGCUCGCUUCCUGCAGGCACCCUCUGUAACGUGGCAGGCUGCACUCUUGUGCAGGGGGAGGACAUGGGACUUUUUCAUGACAUUGAUGCACUGUGAUAUUGCUCUUUUUCAAGCUGUACAUUUACUGGGUUUAUUUUGAUCAAAUUUUAUAACUUUAUAUAUCUAUAUAUCCAUAGAUGUGCAUAUAGCCCAGGAACUGUGGGAAGAUGCACUUCCUUCAUCCUCUGGGAUUGGGUUUGAUAGCUUUUGUGCCCCCUCCCCUUCAGCCAGUCUUUUGUUGGAAGGUGCCAGGAUUUCUUUGUGAUUCAGUGUUGUGACAGCCUGUUCUGGGCUUUCUGGAGCAGCUCAGGGGCAGGCAGAGGUAUAGCCACUUGUUUGUCUCCAGAAACUCCAAGCCAUUUGGAGAAUUACCAGCUGAUCGUUUUAAUCAUACUUUCGGUAUUACCUCUGCGUAAGAGCGAGGGACUGUUACAAGGCUGUUGCCUGCAAGUCUGCCUGAUGUCUCUAGGUGCCUCCACCAUUCGUUGUAGCAGAAGCUCUGAUCUCAUGGUAGAGGUUUGCCUCCAAAGAGCAAUUCCUUCUCAGCACCCAGCGUUGCUCAGCUCUCCUGUACCCCAGGUGCAGGUGUAGAACAUGACCUGUGACUGUUAGAGCCAAAGGGCUGGAGCUGUUAAUAGGAAUGGGAUAAGUGUCCUGCCCACCACUUAACUGCUUUGCUGUUGCUGGGUGUUUGAGGAGCAGGUUCUAGGUGCAGGUAAAGAAGACAAAGGCUGUCUUUGAAUGUAUCAGAUACAUCCUGCUGGUCCCAGAGCUCACUGGGAUAGUUGAGCCCAAAUUAAACAGAAAAUCAAAAGACUUGAGAGGAUAUAUGCCAGUACUUAAAUGUAGUGAGUUUCUUUGUGUUGGUUUGCAAGGGUAAAGCAGUAGGAGGGGAGAUCAGCACUGUAUUGUGCUGGGUGUCAGCUUUGGGAUGUUGUGAGAAGGUGUGUGGCAGGUGUGAAAGCUCUGGGAGGGCAGGCAAAGCUCCUGGAGGGCAGGCUCUGCCUGUCCCCAGGAGGCACUGUGGAACUGCAGAUGGCUGCAUUGGCCUUCCUGCGCCAGGGCAUGCUGUUGGAUGUGAAUACAGACUGUGCACUGCUGGAGUGGAGAACGAGUCUGCUCUCCACGGGGAGGGAUCUGCAAGCCACAGGAGAAAUACCGUGCCGGAGCUGAGUGCUGCCACUGUCACCUUGUGGGGUGGUCUCCAAUGAGACAUCUGCAUUGGGAUACUGCAAAAGCAGAACCUGGUGGCUUGGGGAGAGGAGGAAGCGUCGUCCCAAGCAUGAGCCCAGCUCUGUGUGCUGCUGUACGUUCAGAUUUCUGCAGCAGCAGCCCAGUAAUCCACUCAUUCUCUCACCAGCUCAAAAUACCAGUUGUGUGACCUAGUAAUCUCUGUGGACAUUGGCUGAAGUGAUGAGCUCCCCUGGGAAGCCCCAGCUCUUACGUUUCAGUCCCUCCCUAGCACUUGGCUGGCUUUCAGCACUUUGUAAAAGGGGUCAGUGUCUAAUCCUCAGCUCAGAGAGGAAAAACGUGGCACAGAGGAGGUUCAUAAGCGAGUGAGAGUGCAGGGAAGCUGGGUGUCCCAUGGCACAGUUGGGGUUCUCCCCACCGUUGCCCAGCUAGAACAGGGUGGAGGUUCUUCCUGAAGGGGUGGUUGCAGGUUCUGAACCACAUGCUCAGGUUCUGCACGGUUUUACUGUGCCUGUCUGCACUGCUGUCAGAGAUCCGUAACUUGCAGCAUUGAGACUGAGCUGUGAACGCCACUGGCUGACUGCAGAGGAAGGAGAAACAUUUUCUUCUGCUUCUUGUGUUUUAAAAUGCCCUGGCAGAGAGUUCCCUGUCCUGACAUGAUGCUGGAUGAUGCAGAACCCUCCAUCACUGUUCACUGGCCAAAUAUUGCUUUGUCCCUUUUGUUCCCAAUCCUUCAGACCUUUCUUAUUCCCACGCUCUCAAAUGCCAGGUCUCGAAGUCUUGCACUGGAGUUUCUCUUUUUGGCUGCUUCCCGAGGAGGGCUCUGAACUUCUGCCUGUGGUAUCACUGCCUGACAGGCUGCUCAGCAGCUUCCUCUUUUCCCAGCCCCUUAUAAGGGCACUGAGAGCUGUCUCUGGAGCCUCUUCAUGCAGUACAGACAUCCCAGCUGAGUGCCUGGCCUCCAAUGGGAAAAACAGCCAUGCAUCAACAGGACUGAAUUCAGGUUGCUUUUCCUCCAGCCUGAGCAGGAAGAUGAGCAGCUGAAGCCAGCUUAUCCAGCCACAUUCCUCUUCUUCAUUGUGUUUCUUCCCCAGCUGUACUGCUGCCUGCCUCGUCACUCUUCUCCCUCAUUUGUUAUCUUUUGCUGCUUGGGUCUUUGCCAGUCAAGGACUUGGUUUGUACUGUUGGCUUAACACAUCCAGCAAAACAUAUUGCCUUAGCUCUGCCAUGCCUUUCCUGGCACCAAGCUGAAUGCUGCAAAUGUUUUGUGGUGGCAGCUUGCCUUAGGUCCUGCCCAGGCCACCAGCAAGAAGUCUUCUGCUCCACAGUGAGAGAUGAGCAUCAAAACUGCUUCUGUGCCACUGAGUUUUCUGCCAGGGAAGUGAGCAAGCUCUGUGCUCAGGACCUUGCUCAUCAUCAGCCCAGUCUCUUGUCAGCUCUUCUGCACAUCUCUAAGACUGCAGGGCCCCUGGUCUCAAUUCUCUACCCUCUGAUGUCUCCUCUUCAUCCUCAUAGGUUAUUAGGAAACUUGGCUGGAAGGAGUGCAGCUUGGGGUCUGGAGAACAGGUCUUGUGAGGAGUGGGUAAGGGAGCUGGGAUUCUUUAGUCUGGAGAAGAGAAGUCUGGAGGGAGACCUUACUGCUUUCUACAACUACCUGGAAGGAGUUUGUAGUGAGGUGGGUGUUGGUCUCGUCUCUCAAGUGAUAGGACAAGAGGAAAUGGCCUCAAGUUGCACCAGUGGAGGUUUAGAUUGGUUAUUAGGGAAAAUUUCUUUACUGCAUUGGCAUUGGAACAAGCUGAGCAGGGAAGUGGUGGAGUCACCAUCCCUGUAGAUGUUAAACAAACCCCAUGAGAUGUGGCACUUUGGGACAUGGUUUUAGCAGUCAUGGUAGUGUUGGAUUAACAGUUGGACUUGAUGAUCUUAGAAGUCUUUUCCAACCUUGAUGAUUGUAUGACUGUUAUUCACAGAGAGGCUGUAGAGCCCCAGUGCCCAUGUCAGCAAGUGCUCCUGGUCAUCUAGUGCUGGCAGACCUCGUGCUGUGCAGCCUGCUGGUGGUUGGUUCUGCCAUCCUCUGUGCAGGUGCUCCUGGCAUCUUGGCCCUUCAACACUUGAUGUUUAGGAGGCUGCAGAAGAGGUCUGUUGUAGACACUGCAGUCUGGUGUUAGGGAAGAUGAAGAGUUUGAUCAAACCACACGUGCCCAAGACCUGAUCUCACAAGAUCUCACCCUCCAGAGGUCCCUUCCACCCCACGCUAUUCUGUGACAGCAGAAUAACACUUGCCUUCCAGUGAUCUGGGCAGCAGUGACUGGCAGGGCACACAGAAAGGUGUUGCCUGGAGUGCUGUGGUCUCUGCUGAUUAUGCUCUAUGCAGGUUGUUCAGACCUGUUUCUGAAUUAGUCACUUUGAAUUCAUCCAAGUGCCUAAGCUGGUCUAUGCUGUUCCUGGGCACUGUGACAAGCCAGAGCUUUGGAGAUUCUUAGGAAUGCUUUUACUGCAUGGAUGUGUGCCACUGUCACUUCUAGAAAUGAUUCAGCCAGUGGUCAAAGGGCUGUUCUUCCAACUGAUUUUGUGGAAAUAAUUUCUCCUUUUAUUCAGCUGCCAAGAAGCAAGAGUUUAUGCUUUGCCUCCAGCAGACAAAGUCUUUGAGCUUCCUGCAUGCUUCUGAUAUCCAUCAGCAAGGUCUGUGGGGAGAGCAGCUUGUCCCCAGGAGGCUGAGGGGAAGCUGACAUCAGUUACCAGUUGAAAUCACAUUGUUAGUUGGUAGAAACAUUUUGAGGCUCAUGUCCACAGUGAUCAGAUUUCACCAUCUGCCACUACUUUUAGUUGGAGAAGUUUCUCCUUGGCCUUCCUCCCUGCAAGCCUUGCAGUGUGGUGCUGCUGCUUACAAACUGUUUACCUCCCCCAUGCAGAGACAGCUGCCAUAGUGAGCCUGGUUCAGAAUUUUUUAAGCACUUUUCUGCAAACUCAAAAGGGAUUAUUUUGUUACUUCUGUUUUGUAGCUCACUAGUGGUAUUUCAGACCAGGGUGCAGCACCCACACUUGCAGGGCCAGGGCGGCAGUAGGCUGAAACCCCUCAUUGCCUGGUGCUUCCUUGCACAAAGUUCAGCUGGUUGGCAGCUGAGAGCAUUGCAGGGAAGUUGGGAGCAGAGCAGCAUAGGUGGGUGAUGCUGUGUACCCAGCUUUGCAGCCCUGCAGGGUUCUGCCACUUGUUCUCUGGGCUCCCCUCAUGCACCAGCAGCACCGCUCUACCAGUGGAGCUGGUGGAAGUCUCCUGAGUCCAACUGUGACAGGAGGGGCUGGAGGGAUUUGGGGUUUGGGCUUGAGCACACAAUUUGUGCCCUUUUUGUUGACUUGUGCUGUGUCCACAGCCAGAUCUUGCCAGCAUGCAGGGAAGUGCAGCCCCUCCAGCUGCUCUCCCUGUCGGGUCCAUGUUCCCUGCCCUGUCUGGGAGCUGGGCCUUUGGCCAGAGCACAAGAUAUAUGGGAGUAUGGAGAGCAGGUUUGUCUCUCAGCUGCAGCUGGACAGUGUGCUG
Messenger RNA from Dryobates pubescens (Downy woodpecker), 6367 nucleotides. It is a transcript of the gene CCDC71, whose product is annotated as coiled-coil domain containing 71. The record is from RefSeq and is a predicted model, not a curated record. The coding region runs from base 156 to 1349 and encodes 397 amino acids. Lineage: Eukaryota; Metazoa; Chordata; Aves; Piciformes; Picidae. The transcript has 2 exons.